This is a messenger RNA of Coregonus sp. 'balchen', 1351 nucleotides long. The record is from the annotation of a GenBank genome assembly. NCBI's taxonomy places the organism in Eukaryota, Metazoa, Chordata, Actinopteri, Salmoniformes, Salmonidae.
AUGGCUCUAACGCCGUGGUGGUUCACCAUGGGCCCUGCACGAGGCUGGCUGCUGGGCCUGGCUCUACUCCUUCUGGGGACCCAGGCUGCUCCAUCCCCGUCCGGUGAGGAGGGGAAGCUGGUCCGGACCAUCAGGGUCAGACGACAGGCCCCUUCAGAUGGCCCCACCAGCCCAUCUAACAACCAGACCAACAAGGAGCAGCCAAUGGUCUUCAACCAUGUGUACAACAUCAACGUGCCCAAUGAGUCUCUGUGCUCGGUGGAUCUGGACUCAGCAGUGCCUCCACCCAGCCAGGCCACCAGAGAGGCUGUGUCCAGUUGGGGUGGGCAGGGCCCCACGGAGUUCACAGAGCAGACAGUGGACGCAGACAGCCAGGUCACCUUCACCCACCGCAUCAACAUCCCCAAACAGGCCUGUGCCUGUCCCGCAGCCAACAUUGUGCAGCAGCUGGCCACCCGCAUCGAGAUGCUGGAGAGAGAGAUGUCGCUGCUGAGGGCCCAGUGCAGCUCUGGCAACUGUGGCUGUGGGGAGAAUUCAGCCAUGGGUAAGUGGGGAAUAAUAGUACAGCUUGACAGUAUUAUUAGAGCUACUGUACCCUGGUCAUAGGCUAAUUUGAGGCCAAUGUGGAUUGUCAGGCUUUCAUUUCAUUCAGUUACUGAGCGUCUUGGUUUGAGUAGAUAGCACCAGGAUAUGAAAGCCUGGGGAUUUCUUAGUGUUCAUAGCUUUAUUUUUAGACUGUUACUCUGUUACAUUGUUUGAAAACGUACACUGUUACAACAGAUGAUGUUGACAUUAGUAAAGCAUACAGUAUAUUUAGUGAUGUUGUUUUCUGUUCUCAUUUCUUCCUCUAGGUCACCUGGACUUCAUUCCUCAGUGCAGUGGCCACGGCAGCUUCAAAAUGGACCUGUGUGGCUGUGUGUGUGAGGACGGCUGGACGGGCAAGAACUGCUCCGAGCCGCGCUGCCCAGACGACUGUUCCGGACAGGGAGUGUGCAUGGAGGGCGAGUGUAUGUGUGACCGCGACUUCGGAGGGGACAACUGCUCGGAGCCCCGCUGCCCGGCGGACUGCUCCGGUCGAGGGCUGUGCAUGGAUGGGGAGUGUAUCUGUGAGGAGAACUUCACUGGAGAGGACUGUACGCUGGGUCGCUGCCUCAACGACUGCUCUGACCAAGGGCUGUGCACCAACGGAACCUGCCAGUGUCGCCCAGGAUACGUAGGAGAAGACUGCUCCUUGGCCUACUGCGCCAACAACUGUAGUCAGAAGGGCAUCUGUAGGGAAGGCUUCUGUGUCUGCCAAGAGGGCUUCGCUGGAGACGACUGCUCUGCAGGUGAGAGAAAGAGGAAACCAUAG